Saccoglossus kowalevskii is the source of this 5805-nucleotide messenger RNA. RefSeq lists its product as uncharacterized. Gene Ontology annotation, biological process: DNA integration. NCBI's taxonomy places the organism in Eukaryota, Metazoa, Hemichordata, Enteropneusta, Harrimaniidae. The record is from RefSeq and is a predicted model, not a curated record. Gene Ontology annotation, molecular function: nucleic acid binding.
AUGACAAAGCUCAACCAACUAAGGAAGAAGCGGGACAAAGCUAGAAGGGUGCUUGUUAAUGCACUAGAACCUGAAGAGGACUCAAUUCGCACCUUCAAUAGCCAACAAGACAAACCGUCAGCCUACGAACAAAUAGCAAGUCGACUGUCGCGCCUACAUCGACUAGAAGAAGACUCUAUCGCCGCGCAUCGUGAAUUGUACGACCACUUAGAAGUAGAUGAUCCAGAAUUCGACGAGGUUAUAAAGGAUAACCAGGAACUGUCCAACAGAUGUGCUCGGGUCGAUUCGUUCGUGGAGAAACAUCGAGUUGUUUACAAUCAAUCGCAACAAAGUCAAAUCAACGCCAGCGCGCGUAACCAGUCUCAUAAUUCUGCGGACCAACAUGUUCAAUUCCCACCAUCACUGACAUACAGAUCGUCUAUGCAACUACCUAAAUUGGAAAUCCCUAAAUUCAGCGGAGACGCACUCGAGUGGAACCAGUUUCACGACAAUUUCUCAUCUGCGAUCGACAGUGAUGACCGAUUAUCCGAAGUUCAGAAACUCACCUAUUUGAAGAGUUUCCUCACAGACGAGGCCAAACGGACAAUAGAUGGCUUACAAACUACACAAGCCAACUAUAAAAUCGCCUUCGAUUUAUUGAAAGAGCGCUACGGACAACCCAAGAUGAUUAUCGACGCUCACAUGCGGUCACUUUGGGCGCUACCGGCACCGAACAACGAUCCCACGAGUCUGCGACGCUUCCACGAUGAGGUCGAGACUACUAUACGCGGUCUACGAGUUCUACACAUGAACGAGAGCAGUUACGGAGCUCUUUUGAUCCCCAUGUUGUUGGAUAAAUUGCCAAUUACCUUCCAACAACAACUCGCACGCAAUCACGGGGAUGACGAUUGGACACUCACCGAACUGACCGCUGCUAUGCGAGCAGAAAUACGAGCUCUCUCUGUCGGCAAUAAAUUCUCUACACUUUCCUGUGACGAUGAAACUGAUACAAAGUCUACAGUUGCCGCCUUCUACACAAAUACACACGCGAAGAAACCCCACAAACCGAGAAAACCCGCCUACAAGCCGCCCGCUGAACGUAAAUGCGUCUACUGCCAAGAAAUGCACAACCCGACUUCAUGCGUCAAAGUGGCCACCCCAGAACUAAGAUUGCAGUAUGUCAAAACCAAUCAGCUGUGCUUUAACUGUUUGGGAUCUCAUAAAGCCAACUCCUGUAAGUCAAAGUAUAGUUGCAAAAUAUGUAAGAAGCGACACCAUACUUCGCUACAUCGUCAUAACAAACAAUCGAACGACAAUAGCUCAAACAAUUCAGGCUCUGAAACUCCCCCUGUGAGUGUGAAUUUUACCCACGCUUCGCAGAAAUUGGCGAACCGAAGCGAUCGGUACUCAGGCGAUCGUAAUAUUACACCGAGUAAUCCCCCAAACCGUGUGUUGUUAAAAACAGCUACUAUUCCAGUCUCUUACCGUGGUAAAAUGGUCUACGCUACAGCUCUGUUUGAUGAAGGAGCCGAUCGUAGUUUUGUGACUCACAAUCUCGCCCAAAGGCUUAACGCCAACGUACAUUUCACUGAACAACUCAGAUUGAAGUCGUUCAACAACCCGGAUGCCGAAUGCAAAUCCGUGCCAUGUACUACGUUACAACUACAUACUAGAGACGGACAGAAAAAGCCCAUCGAUGUUCUAUACGUUAAGGAAAUUUCCGAUAAGCUCACUAAUGUUGUGACAACCAAUAUUACCAACAUGCCCCAUUUGCGAGGAUUAAAUCUAGCCCAAAAACCGAUGCCCAGCGAGUCUACUAUAAGAAUAGACAUUCUGAUUGGAGCCGACAAGUACUGGGACUAUGUCCGUAAUCAUGUUAUUAGAGGCCCGGGACCCACCGCCGUCGAUUCCGUAUUCGGAUAUUUACUUUCGGGGCCUGUCGACCGAAACCACGUAACACGCGCCGCGGCGUUCACUGGUCAAACACACGUACGAAAUACGCGCUCCAAUAGUGUAACCGCUUUCCAUUUCACCGCCGAAAUACAAGCACUACGAACUAGUCAGGUGUUAGACAAGAACAUUGCAUCAUUUUGGGACUUAGAAUCUAUAGGGAUCCGUGAACAAAUCAAUCAAGAUCCAGUAACAGUUGGUCACACAGAACAGUACAAGCAGUAUAGUCAAAACUGCUUGGACGUAGUCAAUGGUCGAUUUAGCGCCAAAUUGCCAUGGAAACCAAAUCACGAUCCCCUGCCAACUAACUACUACGCAACUGAACAGCGCACGCGAAACAUGGUACGAAAAUUACCACGUGACAUUAUUCAGGCGUAUGAUAAGGUGAUUACCGAUCAGCUGGAUAAAGGUUACAUAGAGAAAGUUGUACCGGACAAUAACAAUACAGGUCACUAUCUACCGCAUAGGGCAAUAAAACGAGAAAGUUCUGCCUCCACCCCAAUUCGUGUCGUCUAUGAUUGCAGUGCUAAAUCUGGGGCCGGUCAACCGAGUUUGAAUGAUUGUUUAGAGAUAGGCCCUCACUUGUUGAACGACCUCACUGGUAUCCUACUGCGCUUCAGAGCGAAUCCGGUUGCCAUAACAAGUGACAUUGAAAAGGCCUUUCUACAAAUUGGAUUAAGUACAGAAGACCGCCAAUACACUAAGUUCUUAUGGCUAUCGGACAUCAAAGACGUCAACAGCGACUUUUCUACUUAUCAAUUUUGUUCUGUUUUAUUUGGUGCAAGUCCAAGCCCGUUCAUAUUAAACGCGGCCAUCAAAACACUCAUCGACAAUAACACUGACGUACCAGCCGCGAAUGAUCUUCAACAGAACAUUUACGUAGACGAUGUCGUAACCGGGAGCACAAACACGAGUGAAGCCAUCCAAUACUAUCACGAUGCGACACAGUUAUUGGCUACACGCGGGUUCAACUUAAGAAGUUGGAGUUCUAAUGACGCUGCUAUACGCGAACUCGCCGCCCAUGAUGGACGGGGGAAAUCCGAUAACCCCGUGACAGUUCUCGGUAUGAAAUGGGACACAAAUCGCGACAUACUACAAUGUAAACAAAUCGAGUUGCCUAGUAACGACCCACUGAUUACCAAACGUGACAUUGUUAGUUACACCGCUAGUUUGUAUGACCCAUUGGGUUUGUUGACGCCCGCGCAUAUCGCCGCUAAACGAUUAAUACAAACGUUAUGGAAACAGAAUCAACACUGGGACACUCCUAUCUCUGAUAAGUUACGCAACGAUUGGGAAGUAAUCGCCGAAAACCUCCACUCCGCCUCCAAGAUAAACGUGAGAAGACGCUAUUUCAAUGAAACGGACACUACUGUCAACAACGAAGUUGAAAUACAUGCGUUCGCGGAUGCGUCUGACAAAGCAUACGGUGGAGUUGUAUACGUAAAAUCAGGAAAUGGAACUUCGCUCGCCAUGUCUAAGACACGCGUAACUCCAGUAAAUAACCAGACAUUGACCUUACCAAGGUUAGAAUUGAUGGGAGCCGUAAUUGCUACGCGGUUGAGCAAAUUUGUAUCUACAGCACUGUCUACAAAGUAUAAUGUUGCAAAACAGUUUCUCUGGUCGGACUCACAGAUCGUUUUGCACUGGUUAAAUGCACGCGGAAAACAGGACACUUUCACUGCAAAUCGCGUAAGUGAAAUCGUCAGUUUACCACAAGAGUUUAAGUACGUGCCGACCAAAUGCAAUCCAGCAGACCUGCUUACUCGCGGUAUCACCUCCAAGGAAUUACGCGAUUCUGAAUUGUGGUGGAAAGGUCCUCCGUGGCUGGGAAAUCGUGAUUCUUGGCCAACAUGCGAGUUGUUUGACAAGCCAAACAUAUCUGUCAAUCACGUAGCAUUGACACCAACUGGGGACAUCGAUUUCGCGCCGCUAGUUCAUCAGGAUAUCCCCGCUACCUAUGUCAACAAAGAAUCAAUGACGUCAUCAUUAGAUAGAAGCCCCGCAGUGACGUCACAGACCCGGGAAAGCCUUACCCGUGAGAAUACUCCGUCGGUACCAGUCGGCAGUCACAAUGCAUCGCGCACCGUAAACACUAAGGAAGUACCUGUUGGAUUACAAUAUGUGAUCAAUCUGGAUGAUUACAAUAACAAUUACAACAAACUUUUGCGAAUUACUGCUUAUGUGUUGAGAUUCGUACAACUACUGAAAUCGAAAGAGAAAUGCACCCAAGAUAAACCCAGUGCCACGGAAUUAAAUAAUGCAGAAAUACACUGGAUUACUGACAUUCAACAUGAACACUUUGCUGAUAUAUUCGUGUCUACCAAAAAUGACAAUAAGAAAUACGGCCAUCUUAGAAGCCAACUAAAGCUAUUUAUUGCCGAGGAUAAAUUACUACGCCUAGGCGGUCGUCUUCAAUACGCAGAUCUACCUUAUGAUACCAAACACCCGAUAUUGUUACCACGUGAUCAUCAGUUAACCCGACUUAUCGUACGAGCUACACAUGAUCGUAUCAUGCACCGCGGACCCCAGUCUACGGUUAACGCCUUGCGAGAUCGCUAUUGGAUAAAUUCUAUACGCCGCGUUGUGAAUCACGUGCUCCACAAGUGUGUGGUCUGCCGGAAAGUCAGCGGACCAGCUUACGCAAAACCGAUAUCUACUCCGCUCCCAGAAUGUCGGGUAACCGCGACACCUCCAUUUCGAAUCAGCGGUAUUGAUUAUACUGGCGCCUUAUACGUGAGAAGCGCACCCAACAAAACAGUAACUAAAGCGUAUGUUUGUCUGUUUACAUGCGCGACUACAAGGGCAGUUCACCUUGAACUCGUACCGGACAUGUCUACCCGAUCUUUCCUGCUAGCUUUUCGCCGAUUCGCUGCCCGCCGCUCAACUCCAUCAAUGUUAAUAUCGGACAAUGCUACUACAUUUAUUUCCGCAGCUCACGAACUGAGACGACUAAUGAACGACCCCGAAGUUCAAGCAUUGUUAGCGCAUCACCGUACAAUGUGGAAGUUUAUCCCGAAACGCGCGCCAUGGGUAGGCGGCUUCUACGAGCGUAUGAUUGGAAUAACCAAAUCAACUUUAAAGAAAGUACUGGGAAAAGCAUGCGUGACGUUUGACGAACUGCAAACUAUAUUAACAGAGGUAGAAUCUGUCAUAAAUGACCGCCCGUUGACGCACAUCGCUAGCCACGCAGACGACUUGGUACCACUUACCCCAUCUCACCUUAUGAUCGGGAGAAAUGUAUACAGUCUACCGUAUGACGCGUCAAACCACCUGAGUGAUCCUAUCGCUCUAACUCAUCAUAAUGUAAAUCUUCGCUUUGAACAUUUGGCAAAACUACAACGCCAAUUUGGGAAAAGGUGGUCAGCCGAGUAUCUCACCGCGCUCCGAGAACGCCACACUCACACCGCCGGAGGUGUGAAAAACAACACUAUAAAAGUGGGCGACAUUGUACUCGUUCAUAGCGACGUGGAGAAACGAGUGAAUUGGCACAUGGCAAAAGUUACCCGCUUACUACCCGGCAAAGAUGGACUUGUACGUGUCGUCGAAAUCAAGACCAAACUUGGAAAAACAAAUCGUCCCGUUAAUAAGUUGUAUUUAUUGGAGACGAGUCAAGUCGAAGAACAACGGACUAGCGCCAUACAGUCGCCACCAACCGUCCCGGAUGUCGACAACGAACAGCUGACUGAGGGAAAUCCAACUAUGACGUCACCAGUUACCGGGAAACCCCCGAAUGAGAACGGUGUCCCAGAAGACGCAACUGAGGACAGAGUAGACCAAAUGUCCCCCACCAAGAAUUCAAACACAACGCAGUCAUCGCGACCACGGAGAGAAGCAUUUGAAGUCGCCAACCUGCGUCUGAUGUACAAUAAUAAAUAA